AUGGAGACACUCCUGGGACUAGGAGGUGUUGGAGGAAUCAGUGGUGGUGGUUGUGGUUGCCAGUGCGAACACUGCAGAUGCAGACAAGCCGGUGAGACGCCUUGUUCCACCUGCCGACCUGCCACUUCGUCGUCGUCGUCGACGAUUGGAACCGGCGUGCAGACUUCCAAGCCGUCAGAUGUGGUGGCCGCGAUUGACCUGCUCAAUGUGACGCUCAAGAAGAUUCGACGAAAGGAAAGCCUUGGAGGCGUCGGUGGAAGAAACGAUCCCCUGCUGCAUCCUGGUGAAGUGCUGUGGGGAAGCAGUGCCCCGAGUUCGAGCCCCACUCUGCCUGGUGGACGCAUGCCACCGCCUCAGGGCUUUCCUUGUGGACCUAAUUCUGUUAAUGCUCUGUUCUAA
This is a messenger RNA of Mesocestoides corti, 399 nucleotides long. NCBI's taxonomy places the organism in Eukaryota, Metazoa, Platyhelminthes, Cestoda, Cyclophyllidea, Mesocestoididae. The record is from the annotation of a GenBank genome assembly.